AUGGGCGGUGCCGGGGCGACCUGAGGUUCCCGGCGGCCAGUGCGUCGGCGGUGGUUGGGUGGUAAGAUGGCGGCUGUGAGUCUGCGGCUCGGCGACUUGGUGUGGGGGAAACUCGGCCGGUAUCCUCCUUGGCCCGGAAAGAUUGUUAAUCCACCCAAAGACUUGAAGAAACCACGUGGAAAGAAAUGCUUCUUUGUGAAGUUCUUUGGAACAGAAGAUCAUGCCUGGAUCAAAGUGGAGCAGCUAAAGCCCUACCAUGCACACAAAGAGGAGAUGAUCAAGAUUAACAAGGGCAAGCGCUUCCAGCAAGCUGUGGAUGCCGUGGAGGAGUUCCUAAGAAGAGCCAAGGGGAAAGACCAGGCGUCAUCCCACAACUCUGCUGAUGACAAGAAUCGACGUAAUUCCAGUGAGGAAAGAACUAGGCCAAACUCAGGUGAUGAGAAGCGCAAACUUAGCCUGUCUGAAGGGAAGGUGAAGAAGACCGUGGGUGAAGGAAAGAAGAGGUUGUCUUCAGGCUCCUCAGAGAGGGGCUCCAAAUCCCCUCUGAAAAGAGCCCAAGAGCAGAGUCCCCGGAAGCGGGGUCGGCCCCCAAAGGAUGAGAAGGACCUCACUGUCCCCGAGUCUAGUACCGUGAAGGGAGUGAUGGCCGGACCAAUGGCCGCUUUUAAAUGGCAGCCAACCGCAAGUGAGCCAGUUAAAGAUGCAGACCCUCAUUUCCAUCACUUCCUGCUCAGCCAAACAGAAAAGCCACCUGUCUGUUACCAGGCAAUCACGAAGAAGUUGAAAAUAUGUGAAGAGGAAACUGGCUCCACCUCCAUCCAGGCCGCAGACAGCACAGCGGUGAACGGCAGCAUCACGCCCACAGACAAAAAGAUAGGAUUUUUGGGCCUGGGCCUCAUGGGAAGUGGCAUCGUCUCCAACUUGCUAAAAAUGGGUCACACAGUGACUGUCUGGAACCGGACUGCAGAGAAGUGUGAUUUGUUCAUCCAGGAGGGGGCCCGCCUAGGAAGGACCCCCGCUGAAGUCGUUUCAACCUGUGACAUCACCUUUGCCUGCGUGUCGGAUCCGAAGGCGGCCAAGGACCUGGUGCUGGGCCCCAGUGGUGUGUUGCAAGGGAUCCGCCCCGGGAAGUGCUACGUGGAUAUGUCAACAGUGGACGCAGACACAGUCACCGAGCUGGCCCAGGUGAUUGUGUCCAGGGGGGGCCGCUUUCUGGAAGCCCCCGUCUCAGGGAACCAGCAGCUGUCUAACGACGGGAUGCUGGUGAUCUUAGCGGCCGGAGACAGGGGCUUGUAUGAGGACUGCAGUAGCUGCUUCCAGGCCAUGGGGAAGGCCUCCUUCUUUCUGGGUGAGGUUGGCAACGCAGCCAAGAUGAUGCUGAUCGUGAACAUGGUCCAGGGAAGCUUCAUGGCCACCAUCGCCGAGGGGCUGACCCUGGCCCAAGUGACAGGCCAAUCCCAGCAGACGCUUUUGGACAUCCUCAAUCAGGGACAGUUGGCCAGCAUCUUUCUGGACCAGAAGUGCCAAAAUAUCCUACAGGGGAACUUUAAGCCUGAUUUCUACCUGAAAUACAUUCAGAAGGAUCUGCGCUUAGCCAUUGCGCUGGGCGACGCCGUCAACCACCCCACUCCAAUGGCAGCUGCAGCCAAUGAGGUGUACAAAAGAGCCAAGGCCCUGGACCAGUCGGACAACGAUAUGUCUGCCGUGUACCGAGCCUAUAUACACUGAGC
Messenger RNA from Orycteropus afer afer, 1730 nucleotides. NCBI's taxonomy places the organism in Eukaryota, Metazoa, Chordata, Mammalia, Tubulidentata, Orycteropodidae. The record is from RefSeq and is a predicted model, not a curated record.